Molecule: messenger RNA, 3702 nt
Organism: Penicillium cataractarum
Lineage: Eukaryota; Fungi; Ascomycota; Eurotiomycetes; Eurotiales; Aspergillaceae
Product: OSBP family protein
Exons: 6
Coding region: 1-3702 (1233 amino acids)
Biological process (GO): endocytosis; piecemeal microautophagy of the nucleus; maintenance of cell polarity
Cellular component (GO): cytosol; intracellular membrane-bounded organelle; membrane
Molecular function (GO): protein binding; sterol binding
Source: RefSeq, a predicted model, not a curated record
AUGUCCGACAGACCUGAAGGGCACAAGCGCUCCCGCAGUGCCCUGGCGCUUGCCCUCCUGCAUCGCGACAAGUCCAAGGGCGAAGACAAAGAAACAGACGAUAGUACCGACAACGCUUCAGUCGGCACGGCCUCGUCGAAUGGCUCGCCGUUAACCCACCACCGCAGCACCAGCCGCAGCCGCCUGAGCCGAAAGAAGACCGUCUCUCCUCCUGAACCCCUCCUCGAGCACACCCCUCCAACACGAGCUACCAAAGUACCGACGGCGACCUUGUCUCUUGAUCAGUCAGUGCGGACCUUCCGUUUGUUUGAGAUCCUGCGGAGUGGUGAUACUACUGCCAUCUCCAAGGCUCUUAAGGAGUCGAGCGAUCCUCAAGUGGCACACAACUUGUACGGAACUACCAUCCUCCACCUGGCCCUGCAGUGUGCCGAGCCCCAGGUCGUCGAGUUCGUACUGUCCUCGAGCGAGGACUUGGAUAUCAAUGCGCGGGACCGUGAGGGAAAUACUCCGCUGCAUCUGGCCGCACAGCUUGGCCGUGUCGCUCUCGUCAAGGACUUGCUGAGUCGGCCAUCUGUCAAUGAUGCGAUCGUCAACUACCGCGGCCAGACGGCUCUGGAUGUUGCCCGUACGCCGGAGAUCUUCCAGCAACUCCAGCUUGCUCGCUCGCUUUUCAUCGACAGCAAGACGCAGGAGAUCCAAGCCCUGGUUGCCAAGGGCGAUUACGAUAACCUGGAGAAGUUGCUCGAGGAGCCCCGCGUCGAGGGCAUCAUCGAUGUUAACAGCCUGGACCUAGUCACGGACCCGACUACUGCGCAGACUGGCGGUACCUUGCUUCACGAAGGAGCUCGUAACAAGAACGUCCAGCUUAUUGAGCUUCUGUUGACGCACGGGGCGGAUCCGUUCCGUCGCGAUAAAAGGGGGAAGCUCCCGCAAGAUGUUACCAAGGAUGACAAGACGCGGGCUAUGCUGAAGAAGUCACCUGCGGCAGCGAUUGCCCAGCGCGGUAUUCAGGAGAAGGCUAUCCUGGGGAAUAGCAAUGCCCAAGGAUUGUCCGGUCGUGUCUCGAUUGGCGAGGCACCCCUGGCUGGAAAGGAUGCCCGCGAGAUGAAGGGUUAUCUUAAGAAGUGGACCAAUUAUACGAGUGGUUAUAAGUUGCGGUGGUUUGUUCUGGAGGAUGGUGUGCUGAGCUAUUAUAAGCAUCAAGAUGAUAUCGGCUCUGCUUGCCGUGGAGCUAUUAAUAUGAAGAUUGCUCGGUUAAGCAUGGAUGCUCAGGAUAAGACUCGCUUUGAGAUUCACGGCAAGUCCUCUGUCAAGUAUCACCUCAAGGCGAACCAUGUUGUUGAGGCGAAGCGCUGGUUCUGGUCAUUGAACAAUGCCAUCCAAUGGGCCAAGGAUGAAGCCAAGGAAGAGGAGAGGCAGCGCUCGCAGAACGCGGAAGCCCUUCGUCAGGCAAAGAUCGAUCAGACCGAGGGACGUUCCACGGGGACUCCCUCUGAAUCUGGCCUGAGCCACAAGCCUAGCACAAAGGGCUCGGCUCCUCCGUCUCUAGGCAUUCCUGGCGGUAGCAUGACGCGGCUUAGCACUCAUACUUCGCGCACUACUCUUGAUACUACCCCUGCGGAUGAAGACGGCUCUGUCUACGGUUCAGUUGACCAGAGUACAUCUCCGAAUGAGGUGAACCGUGUGACCAGCCAUGUUCCAAGCGGCCCCGAUGGGGAAGCCGAAGAAGAUGAUUAUGGAGACUAUGCUUCCAGCCACGAGGAUGCGCCAAAUGAGGACAAGGAUGCCCUCAACAUCACUGCGCAGUCUGCCAAGCUCCAGUUGGAUCUCCUGGCCAACGUUGCCGCCUCUCUACAAGCUGAACGGGCUAAGAACCCUGAAGUGUCGAUUUCAGACCCGGCAGUCGAGCAGGCACUAGGUGCUUAUGAGGCUGCCGUCAGCAGCCUCAAGGGUCUAGUGCAGAAUCUCCUGAAGAUCUCACGGGAUCGCGAUUCCUACUGGCAGUAUCGAUUGAACCGUGAGGAGUAUCUCCGUCAAAUGUGGGAAGAAAGCAUGGCCCGCGUCGCUCAGGAGCAUGAGGAAUUGCAGUCCAAGAUGGGUGAGUCUGAGGAGAAGCGCAAACGGACCAAGAAGGCUCUGAAGGAGGCUUUGGAGAACGCGACAGCUAGUAGCCGCUCGAUGAGUGGCCCGCCGUCUCGCAUGCCGAUGGACGGUUCUGCAACUUUGGAGUCCAGCCAGCCUCAGAUUCGGGAGUUGGAAGGUACCGAGGGAGAUGAGCAGACUGGCCAGGCCCCCAUCGAACCUACUCUCGUCCGGAAGCCGUCGGUUCUGUCGCGGAUUAGUAGUCUGUAUGACUCUGAAUCGGACGGAGACGAGUUCUUUGAUGCUAUCGAUGCGGGUGAGAUUGAGAUCGAGGAAUUCCAAGAGAGCAAGGAAGCCGAGGAGCCUCAGGACGAGAGCGCUCAGGCUCGCGCGAACAAGCUCGCUGUCGUUAAGGGUUCUUUCAAGGGUUAUGAAGAGCCCGUGCGUGAGCGUCUGAAGAUGGACAACGAUGACAGGCCUAAGAUUUCUCUCUGGGGUAUUUUGAAAUCCAUGAUUGGAAAGGAUAUGACCAAGAUGACCUUGCCGGUGUCCUUCAACGAGCCUACUUCCUUGCUGCAGCGUGUUGCGGAGGAUCUGGAGUAUACCGACCUGCUUGAUAUCGCUGCGGACAGGGCCGACUCUAUGGAACGUCUGGUUUAUGUUGCCUCCUACGCUGCUAGUGAGUAUGCUUCGACUAUCGGGCGUGUGGCGAAGCCGUUCAACCCGCUUCUUGGUGAGACUUUUGAGUAUGUACGGCCCGACAAGGGCUACCGGUUCUUCGUAGAACAGGUUAGCCACCACCCGCCAAUUGGUGCUGCGUGGGCUGAGUCGCCCAAGUGGGAUUACUGGGGCGAGUCUUCUCUCAAGUCCAAGUUCUACGGAAAGUCCUUCGACAUCAACCUCCUCGGCACUUGGUUCCUCAAGUUGCGUCCUAUUACCGGCGGCGAGGAGCUGUACACCUGGAAGAAGGUCACCUCUUCUGUGAUUGGCAUUAUUACUGGAAACCCUACCGUUGAUAACUACGGUCUGAUGGAGAUCAAGAACUGGACCACUGGUGAAGUCUGCUACCUGGACUUCAAGCCUCGUGGUUGGAAGGCCUCCUCCGCCUACCAGGUCUCUGGUAAGGUCGUUGAUCGCAACGGCUCUCCCCAAUGGACUAUUGGUGGUCGCUGGAACGAUAAGAUCUACGCUCGCCACACCCCCGGCUUCGAAGCCCCCGUCUCCGGCCAAGAUCCCGAGUCGGCCAAGACCCUGUUGGUCUGGCAGGCGCACGCCCGUCCAACGGGUAUACCUUUCAACCUGACACCCUUCGUCAUUACUCUGAAUGCCUUGCCCACGGGAUUGAGGGAGCACCUCCCUCCUACUGAUACCCGACUCCGUCCUGACCAGCGUGCAAUGGAAGAUGGCGAGUAUGACCUUGCUGCCACCGAGAAGCACCGCGUCGAGGAGAAGCAGCGUGCAAAGAGGAAGGAACGUGAGGCCAGUGGUGAAAUUUAUAAGCCCCAGUGGUUCAUCCGUGAUAGAUGUCCCACGACUGGGGAGGAGUUCUGGGCUCAUAAUGGCAAUUACUGGGCUAGCAGAGAGGCUCAUGAUUGGAGUCGGUCGGAGGAUAUUUUCUAA